Molecule: messenger RNA, 2260 nt
Organism: Cucumis sativus (cucumber)
Lineage: Eukaryota; Viridiplantae; Streptophyta; Magnoliopsida; Cucurbitales; Cucurbitaceae
Product: pentatricopeptide repeat-containing protein At5g13770, chloroplastic
Exons: 1
Coding region: 183-2009 (608 amino acids)
Molecular function (GO): protein binding
Source: RefSeq, a predicted model, not a curated record
GUCAGUUUUCAUGGAGAUGGAGGAAACACAAAUGCUUACAUGGAAAAUCCCUUCACCCUUCUGUCCAAAAGCUCCCCACUUGGCACCAAUUCAGUGGCUUACAAGAUCUCGAACCCAAACUUCCUUACCGAUAAGCUAUAUAUUAUGAGUGGCACUCCGAUCUUCUUCCGACCUUAUCUCCCAUGGCCCUCUCUCCCUCUCCCGACUGCUCAUUCCCUCCAUCAAACUCUUUCAGAAAAUCCCAUUUCAUCUCCACCUCUAACUUCUCUCUCCUUUUCUCUCUUCCCACUUCAAAUCUUCCAUCCCUUCAUCUAAAUUCCUCCGGUUGCCCUUCCCCAAUCUUAGAACAACCCUCCAUCGCAUUACCCGACAUCCAUUCAAACUCCAAUCUUCACGAUUUUCAACUUCCCUCCUUGCCCAACGUUCAAGAUUUGAACGAUUUCUUAUGUGGGUUGUCGCAAAACCCCGGAACCGAGGAUUUGAUCUAUGACUAUUAUGUGAAAGCGAAGGAGACGGCUGGGUUUCGACCUCAGAAAUCGACAUUGCGGCAUCUGAUCAGGUACUUAGUUCGAUUGAAGAAAUGGGAUUUGAUUCUUUUAGUUUCUAGGGACUUUGUGGAUUUUGGUGUUUGCCCUGAUAGAGAUACUUGUUCUAAAUUGGUUAGUAGUUGUGUUAGAGGUAGAAAAUUUAAAGUUGUCAAGUCUUUGCUUGAGGUUUUUGAAAGGGAUAGUGGUGUUGCUAUGACUGCUUUUGAAGCUGCCAUGAGAGGCUACAAUAAGCUUCACAUGCACAAAAGCACUAUCAUGGUUUUCCAGCGCUUGAAAUCUGCAAGAAUCGAAGCAGAUUCUGGAUGUUAUUGUAGGGUCAUGGAAGCCUAUCUUAAACUUGGGGAUUCUGAGAGAGUUAUGGAACUGUUUAAUGAAGUGGAGAGUAGGAUUUCGGUUUCUACGCCAUUUUCGACCAAGAUUUACGGGAUACUUUGCGAGUCCUUAGCAAAGUCGGGGAGGGUUUUCGAGUCGCUUGAGUUUUUUAGAGAUAUGAGGAAGAAAGGGAUCGCAGAAGACUACACUAUUUACUCUGCUUUGAUAUGUACUUUUGCUAGCAUCCAGGAAGUUAAAUUAGCGGAAGAUCUUUACAAUGAAGCAAAAGCCAAGAAGUUGUUGAGGGACCCUGCGAUGUUUCUAAAGCUCAUAUUGAUGUACGUUCAACAAGGAUCAUUAGAAAAGGCACUUGAGAUUGUUGAAGUAAUGAAAGACUUUAAAAUUGGAGUCUCUGACUGUAUUUUCUGUGCAAUUGUCAAUGGUUAUGCCACGAGAAGGGGCUAUGAAGCUGCAGUUAAAGUUUACGAGAAGUUGAUCGAAGACGGAUGUGAGCCAGGACAAGUGACGUACGCCUCAGCAAUCAAUGCCUACUGCCGUGUCGGACUCUACUCGAAAGCAGAGGACAUUUUUGGAGAAAUGGAGGAGAAAGGGUUUGAUAAAUGUGUGGUAGCUUACUCUAGCUUGAUAUCAAUGUAUGGAAAAACAGGGAGAUUAAAGGAUGCAAUGAGGCUAUUAGCAAAGAUGAAAGAAAAAGGGUGUCAGCCAAAUGUUUGGAUAUACAACAUAUUGAUGGAGAUGCAUGGGAAGGCUAAGAAUUUGAAGCAAGUUGAGAAGUUAUGGAAGGAAAUGAAGCGCAAAAAGAUAGCACCUGAUAAGGUUAGCUAUACAAGUAUCAUAAGUGCCUAUGUCAAGGCAUCAGAAUUCGAAAAGUGCGAGCAAUAUUACCGGGAGUUUCGGAUGAACGGGGGCACCAUUGACAAGGCAUUUGGGGGGAUCAUGGUUGGGGUGUUCUCAAAGACGAGUCGGGUUGAUGAGCUGGUGAAGCUUCUCAGAGACAUGAAGUUAGAAGGAACAAGGCUGGAUGAGAGGCUUUAUAGGACAGCAUUGAAUGCUCUGAUGGAUGCUGGGUUGCAAGUGCAAGCAAAAUGGUUGCAAGAUCAUUAUGCUGGAAAAUCAGGCUUUGUUUAAACUGUUUUUCAUUGGUUUGGGAUAAAGCCUUGGAGUAAAAAAAAUUUCUUGAUGCCCAAGAGAUUUACUUAUUUAAUUUGUAAGUAGUUUUUCUUUUUCUCUAUAAGUUUUCGAUUUGUUCUCCUAGUUUUGAGUUUAAUUUUACUUUGAUUUUCAUCGUUGUAUAUUUGGACCUCACAAAUUAUUUUUUAGAAUUAUAAAUUCAAAAUAUGUGAAUAUGUGACAAUUUCUCUAUUCAAGUGAUUAGUUAA